AUGAAAGUUUCCCGCCUAUUGAAUUUAGGCCUACUGGUCGUGACAGAGGCUCUUGCAACUACUGGUGAGUUAAACUUGGAAAAAGAGUUCAGAGAACUUGCAAAUUAUGAUUUUGAUUUAGAUUCGAUGUCAUACUAUAGUCAUAUGGCAAUCGAAGAAGCGGUAAACUGGCUUGAACAACAUGACAUUAGUAGCAUUUCUGAAUGCUUCGGAUAUUACAAUGGAAAUAGAGUAGAUACUGGAAAGUUACAAGCAUUGGUAGCAAAAGGCCAUGAAUUUUACAAGAUUUCUGACUUUUUUAAAAGCGGAAUGAACUUUGUCGCUGAUGUGGUAGAGCUUUCUAAAGAAUCACAUAAAUUCCAAUGGUGGAAACAUGGAUUUAUGCAGAGUUUAAUCAGAUUGGGAACGGCAGAAUUAUUUGAUAAAGUCUUAACGGAAAACUUCGGCGUUGAUCUCAACGAAAUAAUGGAAAUCUAUAGGGAUUUCGAAGUACAAUUAGAAUCCGUUGACGUUUUAGGUACAAUUUUGGAUGCACCUACGAACCAUGCUCCAAAGGGAGCAAAACCAUUCCCAUGGAAUGGGCCUAGUGAUUCUGUGGCAGUACCAAAUAUACAGCCUAAAGAUUCGCCAUGGGAUAUGCCAACAGAUAUUCCUCAUUCUGGAGUAGCGAAUGAAGAUGAUGAAUUUAAUGACAGAAUUGAUGAUGACGACGAACUAGAUGACGACGAGGAUGAUGACUUCGACUUUGAUGAAGACGAUGAAGAGGAUGAACAGGAGCCAUCAGAAGCUCCCGAAGAAAGAGAAGAAGAAGAAGAAGACAUAGUAUAUCCAUCAUGUACUGCCACAAUUACAUCUUACACUUCAGCUCCCACAGAUGUAGACGACUCUUCAUCAAGUACAGAUGACGAGGACUCUUCUACUGAUGAUUGCCAUAGGAGUCACGAUGAUGAAGACUCUACAUCAACUGGUGAUGACGAUGAAGCCACAUCCACUAGCGAUGACCAGGAAGGAACGUCAACUGAUGAUGAAGGACCUGCAGAAACAGGAGAAGAUGAUGAAGGUACUAGCACGAGAACCAGGCAUAGAGGUGAUACUACAGUAACCAAAACGAUAAUAAUAACGGAGACACCUAAGCCUGCAGGUUCGUGUGAAGCACCCAGAAUGACAGAUGAACCCGACACUGAGAGCGACACAAGCGAGACUGAAAGCGAUAACCUGACAAGCGAGACUGCAUCGGAAGAUCAGCCAGCGGAGACUGGGACGGAAGACCAGCCAAAUGAGACAGCAACAGAGGAUCAACCAGGUGUCACAGCAACUGAAGAACAGCCAAGCGAAACUCCAAGUGAGGAUCAACCAAACGAACCUGAAAGCACUUGCGAAAGACCAACAGCAACGGAAGGUGUUAAUGAAGGCGAACCUACUAGCUCAUGCGAUCAACCCUCGACUACGGAGAAUGAUGAGGCAAGGACUUCCGCACCGGAGGCCCCUGCACCAGAAGAGCCUAGCACCUGUGAAAAUCCUACUACAACUGGGGAACAAGAUUCAGAGUCACCAACAAGCGAACCGGAAUGCUCCAGUUCUAGCGAAGCACCCUCAAUUACGGAAGAUCUAGGUGAUCAACCAACAAGUGCACCCGAAAGCACGUGCGAAAACCCUGCCAUAACAGAAGCACCUGAAACUGAGGAACCAGUUGGAAAUGAACCUAUUACUGACUCCAAUGGUAGUUGUCCUUUCAGAGAUGCACCGAUGACAGAAUCUGAAGGAUCGAACCCAGACCAGGAUGGAAGUCAAGAAACAGCAACCGCCACUGACAAUGUAAUUGUGACUGAAUCACCAUCUGAGAAUGAUGGUCCAUCACAGACUCAGACUGAAGCACCUACUGAAACCGACCCUGGAGCAACCGAAGAUGAUGAGGCACUGGAGGAAGCACAGAGGGAAGCUGCCGAAAAGGACCCACCUGUCGACGAUCCAUCAGUUACUCAAUUACCAGAUCCUAAACGUAUAGAGGCUCCUUCUCCACGGUUAACUAUUAUAGCUCCAUCACCAAUUGAGGGAAACUCUGAUUACGUACCUCCAACUGAUUCAGAAUCACAAGAAAGCCCAACCCCUGCUCCUUCUCCUGUUCCUUCACCUAUAGCCUCUGAACCAGAAGACGGUAUUACAAGUACGGAAGAAUUACAGACAACGGAGACACCCACUACAGAGGCUAGUAGUGAACCAUAUGUUGCUCCACCUGUCACUCAAGCCAAGGAUGCUAUAGAUUCAGAAGCCUCACAAACAGAUGGUAAUGCAACGGUAGAUCCUACAACAACAGCACCCGGUGAUGAGGCAAUUACGUCGAAUUCUCCAGUUAGUGAUGAUGUGAAGCCAACCGAACAGCCCACGGAAGUACCUAAUGAACCAGCAAAAGAGGAACCUCCAAAGGAAGAAGUAAAAGACGAUUCUGGCAAAAACGAUCCUAAUGACAAGGUAAAUGAAAAAGACACUGAUAAAGGUAAUGAUACGCUGCCUAAGGAUGAUUCAGUUCAACUGCCAAAAGAAGAGGAAAGUGGACAGUCUACACUGCCACUACCAGUUACGACAACGGAUGAGUUGACAGGAAAUCCAACUCCAGUAGAUAUAUUGAAACCAGAAUACAGCAACUCAACGCAAAUCAUCAGUAACACACCUGCUCCAAGUGUCAGUGGUACAGAUGAAGGAACAAAACCUUCGAAAACGCGCAAGAAAUGGAGAAUGACUAAAAGGCCCACAAUUACAAAGAUUCCAGAACUACCGCCUUUCACAACUAUAAAUAUGAAUUUCACCGAAACCAUUGACUUCACCUUCACAUCUCCACAGAAACAUAUAAGUCUACUAUCAUCAACAAAAUCAACGAAACUACAAAAAGAGAAACCAACCCAGGUGCCCAAAGAAAGUACCACUGCAAACGAAUCGAAAACAGAUGUAACACCUAUUGAGGAGAAAAUAACAUCAACGUCGACGACAAAAGAAACCGAGACUUCAAAAGAAUCGAAGACAGAGAUAGUACCAGCAUCUAUUGAAGAUAAAACUACAUCAACGUCACAACCAACGUCUAUUGAGGAUAAUCCUGAAUCACCGGUACCAACAUCACUUGAGGAUAAGCCUGCAUCAUCACUGGCACCAACAUUGAUUGACGAUAAAGAUGCACCAACAUCUAUUGAUGAUAAACCUGCACCAACAUCUACUGACGAUCAACCUGCAUCAUCACUGGCACCAAAAUCUACUGAAGAUAAACCUGCACCAACAUCUAUUGAAGAUAAACCUGCACCAACAUCUAAUGACGAUAAACCUGUACCAACAUCUAAUGACGAUAAACCUGCAUCAGAAGCACCAACAUCUACUGAGGAUAAAACUACAACACCACCAGUACCAACACCAACUUCGGCGUCAAAAGAAACCUCUUCUGCAAAAGAGUCGAAAACUUCGGUAGGAUCUGAGGAGAAACCAAAACCAACAAAAGAAACUAAACCAUCCGACAAUACUAGAAAGGAUUCUCCACUUGAUUGGAAAUUGCCACCACCAGCAAGAUCGAACCAAAACUUUACAUAUCCGAUUGUUUUCCCACCAAGUGGUCACACGAUAAGAAUGAAAGAUAGAACCAAAUUUCCUCAGACCCCGGAGGAUUUAGCAAAACCUACCCCAAUAAACAAGCCAAUUCCAGUAGGAGCUAUCGAACAACGUAAUGCUGCUGAAAAUGAGAUGGUUAUAGCGUUAUCUUCAAGAGAUCUUCCUGUUGAAACCGAUGGCGUUCAACCAGAAGUUGGAAGCCCAGGUGGAGCUGUAGAUCAACCAAACCAACUGCAGCAGAAACCAAACUUUGAAGCAGCUGCACCAGCUGGGGCCAAAGAUCUACAAAACCUUGAAGGGAAGCCGCAAACUAUCGUCCGCGACAUAACAACAGAUGAGAUCCCCAAGUACACCAGAACAGGCCCAAUCGAGCCAGAACAUGCGCAAGCUUCAGCAAGCGUAACCAGUACCAUAGUCGCCACUAAGCCGGUUUACUAUACCUUUAACAGCACCUUCCCAACCGGUAGGAGAUUGGAGAAGUUUUACGGUAACAGAACAAACGGCACAUUUGUUGUUGACACAAACAUUACGAACAAAGCAACAGGCUUAAACCCAUGGUCUAUCGUCAGUGGAGUUAUUGUUUUGAUUAGUAGCGCACUUCUAUUAUGA
Molecule: messenger RNA, 4197 nt
Organism: Eremothecium sinecaudum
Lineage: Eukaryota; Fungi; Ascomycota; Saccharomycetes; Saccharomycetales; Saccharomycetaceae
Product: HCL499Cp
Exons: 1
Coding region: 1-4197 (1398 amino acids)
Source: RefSeq, a predicted model, not a curated record